AUGGCCCAUGUCAUUGAGGUAGCAGGGGAGUCUAAUCCCCUGACGCCGCAGAAUGUCUUGAACUCUUUGAUCCAAGCCGCUAGCUCUACACAGCAGCAAGUUCAAACUGGGACCAAGCAACUGCAGCAUUGGGAGAAACAGGAGAAGUACUAUACCUUCCUCCAGGAUGUGUUUCUAGAUCACUCCGUUCCCCUCGAAGUCCGGUACCUCGCCAUUAUACAGCUGAAGAACGGAAUCGAUAGGUAUUGGCGCAAGACGGCACCGAAUGCAAUUAAGAAGGAAGAAAAGGAGCAGAUCAAAGUCAGAGCCUUGCAGGCUGGUGUUGUUGAACCAGCACCCCUUUUAGCUCUUCACAAUGCCUUUGUUUUGGCCAAGAUCAUGCGUCUUGAGUAUCCUCAGGACUGGCCUGAAGGAAUUCCUACAGUUAUCGAUCUUCUGCGCUCGUCUACCCAACCCGGCGCGAACCCGUUACAGUUACCACGAACCCUCGUAAUCCUCUUACAAAUUAUCAAGGAGCUAUCAACGGCCCGGUUACAGAGAACGCGGCACAGCCUUCAGUCUAUUGUACCAGAGAUACUCCAUGUCCUCGGCAGCAUAUACGUUGGAAAGGUGGAUGCAUGGGCCUCUUCACUGGAGCAGGGCAAUUCUGGCUCUACGGGAAUUGCGGAUACUAUGGAGCAAAGCCUUACUUCUCUCAAAACUAUCAGACGCCUGCUUGUUGCUGGAUUUGAGCGUCCCCAUCGAGAAAAGGAUGCUUCGGAGUUCUGGGUCCUAACACACUCUCAGUUCAGCAGACUAUUUGCGCUCGCCACCGGCUCCAUGACAAUGCCUGAGGAUGUACAAAAAUACGUCGAAAAACAUCUGUUGCAACUGUCAAAGCUCCAUGUGGAGAUGGCCAAGGUUCACGCUGGAUCUUUUGCUUUACUUCCCGGUAGUAUACCGCUAGUUCAAUCGUACUGGACGCUAGUAGUCAAGUUGGGAGAAAACUACAGCCAGCUGGGCGCGGAUGGUGAAUCAGACAAGACCUUUAUGGAAAAAGCUGGUCUCAGAGCUCUCCUUCUACUCAAAACUUGCUCUAAUAUUGCAUUCUACCCGGCACAGUCAUUCAAAUACCAGACACCCCAGGAUAAGGAGGACAAAAAGGAAGCCGUCCAGCUAAUAAAAACUCAGCUGUUCACGCACGACUUUGUCAACCAUGCCAUGGAGCUGCUCGUUACACAAUUCUUCCGUUUCAGGCAGAGCGAUUUUCAAGAGUGGGAGGCUGAUCCAGAGGAGUGGGAGCGGAAAGAAGACGAUAUCUCAGAAGCCUGGGAGUUUUCGAUACGAUCCUGUUCGGAGAGGAUUUUCCUUGACCUUGUUAUCCAUUUCAAGGAUUUGCUCGUCCCUCGCUUACUGACGGUUUUCUAUUCUUUUGCUACUCCAGAUAAUCGCGACGUGAUCCUGAAAGAUUCUCUUUAUUCCGCUAUAGGAUUGGCUGCAGCUUGCCUAGAGAAGCAACUCGAUUUCAGCGAAUUUCUCCAAAACACUCUCGUUCCCGAAGUCCAGAUCCAAGAUGCCGGCUAUAAUGUGCUCAGGAGAAGAAUAGCAAUUCUUCUCGGUCAAUGGGUGCCCGUCAAGUCCGACGAACUGAAGGGUGACUCCAUAUACCAGAUAUUCCAGCAUCUGCUCAACAGUCAAGACCAGUUGAAUGACCUUGUGGUUCGGAUUACUGCUGGCAGGCAACUCAAGCAGGUACUCGACGUGUUCGAAUUCAGCCCGGAAGGAUUCAAACCCUACGCGCCAUCAAUUUUCCAGAACCUGAUGGCUCUGGUGCAAGAAGUUGAGAGUUCUGACACUAGGAUGGGGCUGCUUAACACUGUUCGUAUGGCCGUUACGAGGAUGGAGGAUAAUAUCGCUCCUUUCUCGGAUCAAAUUCUAUCUCUACUGCCCCCAUUGUGGGAAAGUUCCGGCGAUGAGCAUUUGCUGAAACAGGCUAUCCUCACACUACUUGGGGCGUUGAUAUACUCACUCAAGCAAGAGUCGACGAGAUAUCACUCACUUAUCCUGCCUCUGGUUCGGAAUUCGAUCGAUCCUACUUCGGACACCAUGAUCUAUCUACUGGAGGAAGCUCUGGAGCUCUGGAGCGCCAUCCUCAUGCAAACUCCUGCACCGGCUUCGCCCGAAAUACUCUCCCUCAUACCCGCCUUGUUCCCUAUUUUUGAGACCGCAGUCGAUGGCGUUGGAUUGGCCCUACAAAUUGCGGAAUCAUACAUUUUACUCGCACCUCAAGAGGUCCUCAGCGAUCGCAUUCGCCUCCCUCUCUUCAUAUCUUUCGAGGCACUCCUACAGCCCUCCCUGCGUCAACGAGGAGGCUACGUGCCUCGUCUAGUGGAAAUGGCAAUCCGCGCCGCCGAUACGGUAGACGGCGGCAGCGAGAACACUUACAGUGUUAUCAUCCGCUCCCUCCUCGACAGCUCCCUUCUCACUUCCAUCCUGGAGGGCCUACACUCCGCCUACGAGUCCGGCCAAACAACCGGGCCUAACAAGAAACAAUCAAACAUCUACGGCGCCAUCGAAACAGAAUACUUCUCUAUCCUCGCCCGCCUCGCCCUCGCUUACCCCAACCUCUUCGUCCCCGGAAUUACAGCAGCAUUUUCCCCGUCCGGCGCGAACAACCCACAAGCCCAAGAAGAACUCCUCACCUGGCUCCUCACGGAAUGGUUUCUCCACUACGACAACAUCGGCACCGCAACCCAGAAGAAACUCCAUGCCCUCGCUCUCACUCAGCUCCUAACCCUAAACGGGCCAAACAUCCAACCACCCACUUACAUCCUCAAGCAUUUACAGUCUUACCUCAAUGUCUGGACCGACAUACUCACCGAGUUAGCCGAGGGAACGACCGAGGGCGACCCCAACGAUCCCCGAGGCGGCGACUACCUUAUCAAUUGGAACAAUGCGGGAACUGGGAAGUGGCAUGAAAACGAGCCUCCCGAGACCACGCGAAGAGCGGAAUGGGAUCACUCCGAUAUCGUUCAUAAAAUCAACAUUCGGGACUUUGUCCGUGAGCGGCUGCAUUCUUUGAUCGUUGGUUGCGGAGGCGAGCAGCGGUUCCAGGAGGAUUGGUUGCUUAAUGUCGAUCAAGAAGUGGUUGUGGCGUUUGGUGCGCUGCGGUUGCUAUGA
Molecule: messenger RNA, 3159 nt
Organism: Aspergillus puulaauensis
Lineage: Eukaryota; Fungi; Ascomycota; Eurotiomycetes; Eurotiales; Aspergillaceae
Product: putative importin 11
Exons: 7
Coding region: 1-3159 (1052 amino acids)
Biological process (GO): protein import into nucleus
Cellular component (GO): nuclear envelope; cytosol
Molecular function (GO): small GTPase binding
Source: RefSeq, a predicted model, not a curated record